GUCUAUCUUGGUGGCCAUGUUGUACGCCAUCUUUGCAGAGGCUACUUUCAGGAGAAGAUUGUCAUGAUUCGUUCGAAAUGCCGAAGGAUAAGCAUGAAAAUAAUGAUGUUCGAAGAAAUUAUACUUUGAUGAGUCCCGAGGAUGUAGCUAACGGCAAAAAGUCGAAAUGGACAGAACUGGAAAUUACGGCUACGAUUCGUAAUUUGAGCCCGUCAUUAUGGCGGUUGGAUUUCUUAACUGCGUUGUUCUUAAACGACAAUCAUCUCACAAAGAUUCCUCCAGAAAUCUCCAAGCUUGCUCAGCUCAAGCACUUGGAUUUAUCAUCGAAUAAACUACGAAGUUUGCCCAGCGAACUUGGAGAUCUGGUCACAUUACGUGAGCUCCUUUUGUGCAACAAUAGUCUGAGGCUUUUACCUAACGAACUCGGAAAACUUUUCCAGUUACAAACCCUUGGAUUGCAAGGAAAUCCCUUACCACAGGAUGUUUUAACUAUAAAUGAGGAAAAAAAUGGAACAGCCAAACUUCUAGGCUAUAUGCUGGAUAAUUUAGCGGGUAAGUAAACUUAGUGUAAACAUCUGAAGAAGCGAGAGUUUUUGUGGUGUCAAUUCUAUAUUUAUCACUGUCAGAGUAAGAUCUUGACCCAAAUAGUCUCGCUUCUUAUUUUAUUUCAACUUCAACAGUCUUAUCUGUUGUUUUUUCUCAAGGUAAGUUGUCUGUUGGACAGAACUGAAUUAUUUGCUUGCGAACGGUGUUUUCUUUGUGUGUGGCACGAGGUUCGUUCGCAUAAUAGCGUUCACGAGGCAUCGAAUUUGCGUUAUAUUGAUCGUUCUUUUCAAAGAUUCGGUAGUACUUUCGUGAGCAAUAUAUUUCAUAUGAAACUCUUAGGCAAAUUCUACAGUCAACAAACUGAGAUCUUAGUCUAAUCCUUAUGUUAAACAUCGUAAGUUUAUCGUGAUCGAGGUCGUUUGUAUUAAGAAAACGAAAGUAGACCCUCUUGGCUCAACGAACAAUAACCGUUUGAAACCGCCAUUUUUAGUAGUAGCCCCACUUUCAAGCCACAAUGGAUUGCUUUGUGAUAGCUGUUGAAUCAAUCUUAAGCUUAAAAGAUGCAAUCGGAGGGUUAUCUCUUGUCAUUUGUAUAGUUAUUCCUGUGUAAUUUAUUUUCAAAGACUGCAUAAAUGAUGGACUUUCGGCAGUCCGGAAGUAGAUUUGUGCAACUUAUUUUCUAUGUUGGUUAAUUUUCUUUUUCAUUAUCUCCGCUUAAUUAAUGUCAUUUAGGAUUUAUUCUUGAUCAUGUUGCUGUAAAGGGAUAUUUUGAUUCUCAAGCAGCAAACCUGUAUGUAAAAUGGGUUUCAAGAUUAUUUACCUGGGACUGAUUUUAAUUUGGGCUGAGUGGGUCUUAGUUUAUUUGACAGAAAGGUCACUAGAUUUGAAAACAAUCUCUCUAUGGAAAGUCCAUGUAUUGGUUAAUGUUUUCAUUCUUUAAUUUUAGCAAUUGAAUUCAGUGAGUUUGUACUAAAACAGGCUAAAAAAAGAAUUUGAUGUCAUCUUAAAGUUUAAUAUAAUGUCAAUUCACAUGCAUCAAAGUUAGCAUCUUCCUGUAAAUUCAAGAUGUAGCUUUUCCAUUUUGCCCUCCUCUGGUUAGGAUUACUUUUUGGUAUUUUGCUCUUUGCUUCUUCAUUGAAUUGAAAGUUGGCAUAGUUUAAGGUACCUUUUAACCCAUAAAAUUAUUUCCAAACAGUUUGAGAGGGUUUUUGUGGCAACAGCAUUUUCAAUGUUGUUUUAUGCACUAAAAAAUCAACGGAUGCUUCAUUGAACCCCUUUGUGGCAGAAUUGAUUUAAAGUUUUUUUAUUUGCCUUAAGUUUUAUAGAUCAGUUAAUUUUUUAGACCAGUUCAGAUGUCCUCUUUUAGUUUCUUUUUUUUUUCUUUUGAAGUACAGUUGCCUCUGUUCUCUUUUCAAGUUUGAGUUUGGUAAGCAUCACAAGAGAUAAUGAAAAUAAUGAUAUCUGUAACAUGUCAGUGCACCAAGUUGUAACCAUUUUUGUUACCAUGGCAAGUGAAAAAUAUCUUGGAAAAAUCUAUUGAUGUUUGGUUGAAUUAUCAAACAAAUAAAUGCUAGGAACUCUUGUCUUUCCCUUUUUUCACCUUGCCAUUCCACAACUCCCACAUACUAGUAAACCUAAAAUGAUUGUAUACUGAUUUGAAGCCAAACUGUAAUUGUAUAUCCUUCUGAGGAGCAAAACUUACACCCAUUGGGGAAGAGCCUGUUUCUUUGUUGACAUGCUUCAAGGAAAGUGGGUGAUUUGCCAUGCUGGUCAGCCCUUUGGCAGCAAAAUCUAGGCAAAAUCAACGUGAAAGGAUUUACCAUAAAUUUAUGAUAAAUUUAUUUUGUUGGAGAGUAUGUCUGUGGGACAGUCCUAGAGAGUAAAAUCUGAAGAUCUUAAAUUUUCCCUUUGGAAAGAACAAUUUAGAGCUAGAUACGAGUGAAGCUGUCAAGUGUAAAUGAUUUUGCAAGUGUUGUGUUCAGAAUCUUGUUCCAAAAAGAUAAAUUAAAGCAAUCUUCAAGGCUUUUCUUUAACAGGAAUGGCCAAAAAUUGAAUUGCCUUUUUAUUUUCAAGAAACAUGAGAUAAAUGAGGGGUAAACUGAGAUAAUAGGUUUUCAGAUCACUCUUGCUAGUCACUGCCAGCUUCUGUCUCACAUUGCGCAAAUUUUCAGGCAAAAAGCAAAAGUAGGUGAAUACAGUAGAAUCCCACUAACUUAAACUCCCUUUUAAACACGAGCAAUUUUUUUGUUUUCCUUGGGAAUUUGAGUUAGCAGGGUUCUACUCUAAUACCUAAUCAGAGGCUUCUGAAGGGUUGCUAGCAGUCAGAAAAGAGUGUGAAGAAAUUAGAAGUGAGCCUAGGUUUUCUUGUCAAUGAAGAGCUGUCAGAGACAGUAAACAUGAUAAAAUUUCAGAGAGUAUGAACAAAUUUUGUUGGUGAAAAGUAUCUUGCAAUAACUUUUAUCACUUUUUCUAAGAAUACCCUCCAAACAGCUUUGAUUCCAGAUGAACAAUGCGGUUUACGAGCCAUCAAAGUUAUCAGGACUGUGUCCCUCUUAGCUGAGCAAUAGACCAAAAUCGUUUUAAACAUUAUUUGUCACCUGACCUCAGCAACUUUGUAUGAAAUUGUUUCCACCACCAGACAUCACAGUAUCUUCUUUCUCAUUCUUUUGCUUGUAAUUACUCAAGUAUCUAUUGGCGAGUGAGUAGACAUACCAAUUUAGCUCAUGAAAUUAUAAAAUAUUGCAGGUGCAAGUCCUAUCUAAUUCCCAAGGGGCUGCUUUGGUAGAAAUCCUUAUGUAUGCACAGCUGUGCUUUCAUAAAAUGAUGUGUGCAGAUGGAAACUUGCACUUCAGUUGCAAGUUUCCAUGGAGUUUAGCUGUGGGGUUUCAAAAUUUUCAAGACUGUUUUUUUUACAUCCUGAUAAAAUAGACCUUUUGGAGCUCAAAAUGAAAAGUAAAUCAUUAUGUCAAUACAUAUACUUAUAAUGCUUCAUUCCUGAAUGUGAUGCAAAUUAUGGCUGGAAAGAACAAAGUGAUCCUCCUGACCUCAAGUGAGGCUUUGUGACAUAGGGGACACUCCUCUAGAACAGUAAAUUGAUAUUUUGUGUCCUAAAAGUGUUGUUCAAUGAAGGAUUUUGGGUUUAAUUGUAAAUGCAAGAAAUAGGUUCAACUAUAGCUUCCUAUUAGCAAGUUUACAAUUCUUUGAAUAAAGCUUUGGCCUCAAAUAUUUCUUGGUUGUUUUUACCUUGUCUUUUAUUCAUAGGUAGAUCGAGAUCAUUCUGGUAAACUUAAUGCAAUAAUAAUUGAAAUCGUUCUUCAAACACAAGUAGUUUCUGCUAUCAUAUAUUAUAAAAGAAAUUGGUUCAUGCUUUUAGCUGAAGGUAUAUCAAGUUAUGGAUUCACCUGGGAAGUUUGGAUAGCACUCAAGAAGCUAGUGUUGCUCUCUGUUGUACCUUGAGCAACUCUUAUGCUUCUUCUGCAUGCAUCCAUAGCUCAAUAUACACAUGCUAAGCAUGAACCAAUUCUUAAGUGUUGCAGGGGAACUGUUUGGCUCUUUACAACUCAUGUAAGGCAACAUGAAGUAUCCUUCCAUAGAUGUGUUAAAUUAUUUUGGUGACCAAAUUUUUUUUUAUCAGUGAAGAGUAUUUUACAGCUGUAGAUUGCCAAAAGGCAACUUUUUGAAAAAGGGAACAUGGAGCCCUGCUGGUACAUGAUAAUACUUUUAACUUGUUAACUCCCAAGCUCUGAAAGCUAAUUCUCCCCUCUAGCUGCUACACAUUUCCUUGUAGAUUGGUAACAAGAAUUUGAUGUUAGAUCAAGAUAACAACCUCUUAUUGAUCAGUUUGAGUAUUCCCAUUACCUUAUUUUUUUCUUUUUUUUUUUGGGUAAUAUAUGGAUAGUAUGUUGUUAGCAAGCUUUUGACAUCCUUUGAAUUUUGUUUUAGUUUGUCCUCGACCACCAGACAGGCAGUGGAUUUCACUACAACCAGACAGGCCUAGGAAUCCUGCAUGUAAGUUGUUUUCUUGUUUACCAAGAUGCUACUUAAACAAAUGGAUAGUCAGUUUGUUUUUUGAGAGGAAGGACAUCCAUGCAGUUACACUUCAGUCUGGUAUAAUUUAUGCUUUUAAAAUAUGCUGCUGAAUAAGCAAGGUUUUCAAACUGAUACAUUGUUUACUCAAUUUGUCAUGGGGUCUCACAAAAACAAAUUGUGCACACAUUAUGUCAUCAUGAUAUACAUGUAAUAUGUACUUACUAAUAUGAGUCUAAAUUCAUACACAUUGUUUUUUUUGUAAAUUCAACAUCGUAACUUUAUAUCACGUUAACCUUGUCUUGUUCUACCAUGAUGAUCUUACAGUAACUGUUGGCUUUCUUUGUUUUCAGUGACCUUCAGUGUCAUGUGCUAUAAUGUCCUUUGUGACAAGUAUUGUACACGGCAGAUAUAUGGCUAUUGUCCAUCCUGGGCCCUUGACUGGGAGUACAGGAAAACAGCAAUCCUGAAAGAGAUUCUUCAUUAUGGUGCUGAUAUCCUAAGCUUACAGGUAUGGUACCAUAUCUUGUUCAAUUAAAACCAAGUACACCAUACAGAAUGUCAGGCUUCCAAACUCAAUUUAGCUGAAAGACUCUUGUAAUGGUGACUUUGAUUUCAUUAAUUAGCCACCUGAAAAAAAAAACUUUUAUCAUUAGAAAACAAAAGGAAAGGGAAUUUUUAUAAAAGAUAAUUACAUGGCUGGCAGUGCUUGUAGGCAACAUGAAGGGAAUCCUGUAUUCUGAUUGGCUACCCUAGCAGGCAAGAUGGGCCCUUCUUGCCUGCUUGGGAUUUUCUGCUUUUAUUCUGCCUAAGAUAAAGAUUGUGCGAAGGGAAUGUAUAGUUUGUAAUGUUUGUAAUGUAUAGUUUAUAGUAAGGUAUAAAGACAGGUGAAACAAAGAAAAUAUAAAUGAUAUUUGGGGUUUAUUGUGCUACAAAUGCAGUUGGCUUUCUUUCCUGGCUCUCAGGAUAAACAAGUCAUUCUUGAUUCUUAGUAAUGCAAAAUCUUUUUGCUAUUUAAUAAAUGUAAUAAAUCUUUUAUUGACCAAGCUUGUGUGGUUAAGAUAGUUGGAUAUUAGCCCUUCUGUUGAUUGUGCAAGAUAGGUAAAAACAUGAUUCUUAUUAAUUAUUAACAAGAUGUUUGAAAUUCAACACCAACCUUGAUAACUGAACUUGGAUUGUUUUGUUUCCCUCAGUAGUUUAAGUUAGCGAGGUUCUACUGUACGCAUUUCUACCAUAUUUGGGCUCAAACACAUGACUUUACUUCAUUCACUUCAAAGGCAGUCACUUAAAACAUGUAGAGAGCAUUUUGUUAAUUAGAUAGGAAUAGAAAACAACAGAGUUUUCUUUUGAUCCCUCUUGCAGGAAAUUGAGACAGAGCAGUUCUAUAACUUUUUCCUUCCUGAGCUUCAACAGCAUGGCUAUAAUGGAAUUUUUAGUCCUAAGUCCAGAGCAAGAACAAUGACAGAAGAAGAUAGAAAAUAUGUGGAUGGCUGUGCCAUAUUUUUUAGAACCUCCAAGUAAGUCAUCUGAUGGCAACUUUGAUAAGAAUACUGCUAAGUAAAGGGAAUAUGCAGGGUUUUGAAGUAAAUGUAAUUUUUUUGGUGCAUUACCCAAGUUGUGGGAGUGGAAUUUUUUUGCUACACUACAACACUGAAAAGAACAACAGCAAAUUCCUACAUUGGGUCAUUUUCCCUUCCUAUUUUGCUUUGAGAGUUUCUGGUAUGUUUAACCUAGUGUCUAUCUUAAAGUCCUUAGGGUGUCCUUAAACUGAACCCACAUCCAUAGUGAAGAUUUGUUUUGAGAUAGUUAUACAGUGUACUCUUUUUGACCCAAGCCUCAAACUUUAUUUCUUUGAUGCCCAAGGUUUGCACUGCACAUCUCAUCAGAGUUGAAAACUUUUGAUUCCUUAAGGCUGGAUGAAUUACUGGGAAACCUCCUGCAAUAAAGUGGUCUUCUAUUAGAGAUAACCAGGAAUUCUCCAAAUUAGCUUGUUAAGGGUAGUAGGCUCUUCUGAUACCUUAUGAAAAAGCAAACUCCUUCUCUGAUUACAUAAAUUUAUCAUUUCAGAUUUAGCCUUGUCAAAGAGUACUUGAUUGAAUUCAAUCAGUUGGCAAUGCAAAAUGCUACAGAAGCAGAAGAUAUGCUGAAUAGAGUGAUGACAAAAGACAACAUUGGAAUCACAGCAUUACUUGAGCUCAAGGAGGGCUACCUUAAUUAUGGUAAUGAUGUGAACAUGCCGCGGCAGCAGGUGCUUGUGUCCAAUGUGCAUAUUCACUGGGAUCCAGAGUUCAAGGAUGUGAAGUUAAUUCAAUCAGUCAUGUUGAUGCAUGAGUUAAUGACCAUCAUGCAGGAGAUUAACCCUGGCUUUAUGGUACAGGGAGGUAGGUUGUAUAUAUUUUGUCUGGUAAAAUUUCCCUGAAUGAAUAUUAUGAACCUAAUACAAAUAAAGGCAGAGGUGCUGCGAGAAUGAACAAUGGAACUUGAAGUAAAGUUGCCUGGUGUGUUUGAGGUUGCUCUCACAGAGUCUUUCUCCACCCAGGAGUAGUUAUGGGUGUUGCCUAUUUUUAAUUAGAAACUAUACAAAAUUAUGGGGACAAGUUACCCAACAAUGGACUGGUGUCCCAUCAAGAAGGAUUAGGAAUAUUCUGUGUCAUUUCCCAGUUUCUGACAGUCAGAUAUAAUCUUUGGCAUGAUGUUGUUUGGGGCCAGUUUAUUAUCUGGCAAACAGUAGAUGAGAACAGAAACUGAUCAGCUGAUUUUCCCAAAUUACCUGAAGUAUUUCAUGUACUGUAGAAUGAAAUGGACAGCAGUUACAUGUUGAAUGGACAGUGAAGAAUUUUCAUUUGAGGUGUCAAGGUGACCAGUCAGGAGUUGAGGCUGUUAUUUUUGGUUUCACUUUACUGCUGUGAUGAUAUUCAGUCAGGUUUUUACACUAAAGAGUCAAAACAGUCAGUACUACUGAUGAUGUUCCUUUUCUUGAGGCUGCCCCCUUGUCGAGACUAUGUUGUCUCCAGGGAACUGCAUAACUCCUUCAUUACAAGUAUAAUGCUACGUAACGUGCACUACUUAUGCCUAAAGGUUCGUCGUUUUUAUCUCCUCACCAUAGGUAAAAAUGGCACUGCACCAAGUAAGUCAAUCCCAUUAGUGUGCUGCGGUGAUCUUAACUCACUCCCUGAAUCAGGGGUAGUUGAGUUCCUGGACAAUGGGAGAGUCCGGAUUGACCAUGGUGACUUCUUGGACAUGAAAUAUGAUGGAUUUCUAUCACGCCUCAGCAAUGGCAAAAACGGAGAAAAGUGUGGAGACCUUACCCACUGCUUCAAGCUCCAACGGGCCUACUCUGAAGACCAGAUGUCUUACAGCAACCUUACGUAUUCAUUCACAGGUGUGAUUGAUUAUAUCCACUACACAUCUGACCUUCUCGUUCCACUUGGCGUACUCGGCUCUGUCAGUCAGGAUUACAUCAAAGGGAACAAAAUCAUCGGAUGGCCACACCCACAUUUCCCGUCAGACCACCAGUCACUGCUCGUGGAAUUCGAGGCUUUAAGCUUCAGCAAUGGGGUACCUGUUUAUGGGUACAUUCCAAGCUCUCACCAUCCCAGGUAGUGUUAGAUUCUCGCGUGAUAACAAUGUUGUAAAUUUGUAACAAAAGAGUUGUAAAGAGGCUGAGUUGAAGCAAGCCAUUUUUAAGGAUCUAGUCACUAGACGUGUUUUGUAUUCUACCAGGAAAAUGUUCACCGGCAUAUUUUCCCUUGAUUCAGUUUUAUAGACCUUUUUGACUUUUGUUUUGGUAAAAGGAGAAUGGGAGCUGCUUUAAAGUUUAAAUAGUUGGUUGCCAGAUAUAGUGCUGUACGUACAGCUUCAGGUGUGAAGCAAUAUUGUUCGGCUUUAAUUUAAUUUAUCUAUUUCGACAGUAAUUUAUUGAGUUAGCCCAGUAGUGUUCAUUAUAAUAUAUUGCAAUUCAUUGUUAACUAUAAUAUGUGGCCUAAGCGUGAUAUUUAAUUUCUUUAACAAUUCGCAAUUCUUUUGCAAACCAUGGGCGGUCAAAACGUGCUGUAAGACGUAAAUGCCACACAAAUAGAGUUAUCCUCUAUAUAAGAGCUAUUUUAAAAAGGAACUUGAAUUUAUCAAAAAAAGGCAGGUAGUGAAAAUUAUAGUUUUCAUUCCCAUAUCCCAUCUUGUGUCUAGCCUUUAAUGGCAUUUUUCAAUGGAUGCAGAAAUUGUGCAACUUAUUUCAGACGAGCUCGUUCACUUACAAAAUGUUCGUAAUCUUCCACUUGUCGCUUAGAAUUGAACAGUCUUCGAUGCUGUUGUUGCAGUUGCAUUGUACUUGCACAUAAGACUAAAUUGACACGUAUAAGCGUCUUUGCUGUAUGUACACGACAUUGUACAAUAUCAUCUCAACAAAUACAUUCGUGAACUAUAUCUUAACCAACUUGCUAAAACACUUUCAUUUUCCUUUACCAGCAGCUUAACUCGACAUUUUAUUUUGGCGUUUUCAUUUUGUCUUCCUUCUGUUCUUGGAGAUUAAAUGUGUACUAUGUGUUGAAUAAUUUGGAAGGAGGUUGUGGGGGACUUAAACAAACUGUCUUGCAUUACCUCCCACUAUCUUCUCGAAAAUAGUCAUUUUAUUCAAAGAUCCUAUUUCCGUUUUAGUGAAGAUCACAAUUUAUAUGAUUCUUUUAGUUUUGUUUUAGAUUUUGUUGUUUUGUGCUUUUUUCCCGAUUCUUUUUCUCUUCACCUAUAGUUCGGAAAUCAUCUGAAUAUGCAGCCACGAACUAUAUAAACGCCUCACACAAAAUGCUUCAGUUUACGUGCAAUACCUGCAUAAUCGAUUUUCAUUUGUAGAUCUUAGCAAGGUUUCAUGUACGAUACUGUGCAUGUAACAUAUUACAUAUAGAGCGUCAGGUUAUAUAAACUUUGUACAUAUUCUACCCAUGUGAAGCUUCAUCCAAUCAUAUUUCAGCUUUUGACAGAGCGAUUCACACACGAUUGACAUGUUGCGUGACGUGUGUAGAACCAUACAUGUCACGUAAAAAGAAGCAUUCUGGUAGCUUUCGGCAGAUUUGCACGAAAAGCUGAAAAGAGCUAAACGGUUCUGGAUUUGCUUUACAUGGUUGGAAUAAGUGUAUUGACAGUUUUUUUUUUCUCCACGAAAGAGAAGGAAGGUUGUAUCGUAAAGCGUUUUCAUAGUAAUAUUUAUGUGUAGUAAACUAGAGUUUUAUUUAGAGUUGUUUAGUCAGUCAAUGCGCUGAAAACAUACAUGCAACGUACUUAAGGCAACUGGUAUGAUUACCGCGAACGAAACCUCUUCAUAUCGAUCAACAAUUUCAAUUUCAUCACGUUGAUGACGCUUCUGUUUGCUCGUGGUCCAAGAACAAUCAGGUAACUCAGUUGUGGACUUCUUUUCUCCUUCUCAUUUGCCUUUCAAACGCAUGUUCACGUUUUCAGAUGUGAGUAAUCCGCCCUCUAGUGGCUGCCUGUUGUCGGAAAUUCUUUUAAUAACAGCUUUUAGAGCUCAAUUUAUUUUACAGUAUGGUGUAUUAUAAAAACGUGUGAUAAAUUACAGUCCCUUCAACGUUUGUUAUAUGUGUGGGUGUUCAUAACACCCCAUCAUUGUUACCUUAAAGGACCUGAAAUCAGUGUAUGGUAAAGAUUACUAGUGGACGAAGGCAUAUAGAUUGUUAGUGAAGCGGAAUAAUAGGGUGGAAGGUGCUGAUUCUUCAGCACAGUUGGUGCAAGUUUAGUCCAACACUGGACCAUAUGGGAGACAGGAUGAAGUAUCCUGAGGGAUGAAAUGGUUAUUUGUAUUCAUCUGUUCUGGCUGGUCAAUGAGAGAUGUCUGUGUUGUUUCAUCACUAUUUUGUAAUGGUUUCUUUUAUCAUGUAAUGCAUUCAACUAAAACUUAGUUGUCAAUUUUCAACCCGCUUGGUUAUUUUAGUCUCCAGUGCAGCGGAGAUAAUGAAUAAUUGAUCUGUUUGGUUUGGUUAAAUCAUUAUGGCUAGCUAUUUAUAGCCGUGCAGAGGAAUUUAUCAAAAUUUCAGAUGUCAUUUCAUUUUGCAGUAUGUCAUCACAAUUACAAUGAAACAUCCAACCUUUUUCAAUGACCAGUAAAACAUUGGGAUCAUUAUUUUGUUUUACCUACACAAUUUUGCCAAAAAACGUUUUUGUUUUUCUCAUGAGUGACAAAAUUCGCACACUGUCAUUAGUAUUGCAGUAUAUUUUGUGCAGUUUUGGAGGGGGUGAACUUGAUUUUCAGCACGGUGGACUAUUUUUGAACGUGUUUCAUAGUGUGGUACGUACACUGGGUGGGGCUAACUUGGACUGGCUUUUUAUAUUCCAAAUAAAAGUGUGCGACUUUUGUUUUAUUAGUUUUACACUGUGCAGUUCUUGCUUUUUUUGAUCACCAUUUGUAGUUUACAGUGAGGUGGUAGGUUUGUAGACCGGUUACAAGGGUUAUUGUAGAUUGUAACUCGUACUUUUUAACAGAAACUGGCAUUUAUGAGAAAAACGGUAAACUACUGGAAUAAAAUCAGUGAACAAAGUCAGCUUGGAAUUUAUCUCGUCUAAUUUGUUUUUAUUUUUGUUUUGUCUUGUGUGUGGCUUGUUUUUGGUUGGUUGUUUCUUUGUCAGAUAACAAUGAAGAAAUGUAAAAUGGUUUCCGUGUUUACAUAGCCUGAUGUAAACACGCGGGAGGUUGGGAGAACACGAGAUAAGC
This is a messenger RNA of Pocillopora meandrina, 11287 nucleotides long. NCBI's taxonomy places the organism in Eukaryota, Metazoa, Cnidaria, Anthozoa, Scleractinia, Pocilloporidae. The record is from the annotation of a GenBank genome assembly.